CUUAUGGUUUAAGGAGAAAUCUUCAUUUGAACAUGUAAAAUUGUGGAGGGCUAAAAUCAAUUUGGCAGUUAUCACUGCAAAUGGACGACCGUGUUUGCCCUGGGUCAAUAUGAUUUGAGCUGAUGACCGCAAUGGAAUUGCAAUUGCAAUCGCAAGUGCUAGUGCAGUUAGCAGUGACCUAUAAAUACUGCCGAUCCGCAGCAGUAGGGAUACAGUGCAUCAUGAGGAAGUUGGCGGACAGCAGGCGACGACACAGUGGCUCCUCGUUGUGGAAAAAGGAUUCCGAAUCGGACGAUGACGACAAUACCAUCUGUGGUUGUGCGGCCAUCAAGAGGAGUGUGGUUUACUACCUCAAAAAUAGCACGCUGCAUGGCUUAAAGUACAUCGCCGAGGAGAGCAUCACUAUUCCGGAGAGGAUCUUUUUCGGCUUGGCCUUUGUGCUGGUGGUGAUCCUGUCCGUGUUUUUCAUAUCCAACGUGUACGUGAAGUGGAGCGCUUCGCCCAUCAUAAUUUCGACCAGUGCCAAGCAAAAGUUGACCAGUAAUAUGCCCUUUCCGGCGAUCACGAUCUGUAACCUCAACCAGGCGCUGCUCAGCAAGGUGGAUCGCAUUGGCCGCUCCAGCACCAAUUUCUCGCUGUUGAUGGGUCUGUGCGACCAGGGCGGAGACACCACCAUCUCUUAUAUCGGCACCUGGAAGUACUUCAAGGCGAUCCUGGUGGAGGUGGCCCAGCCGUGCGAGAAAAUGCUGCUCUAUUGCAGCUUCGGUUCGCGGUCGGAGGACUGCUCCCUGCUCUUCACCUCCAUCCUGACGGAUGACGGUCUGUGCUGCAACUUCAAUGCCCUGGACCCGUCCUAUCUGAUCCGGAACUAUAGCGACGAUGUGCGGUGGGAGACGGCCCAGCCGAACUCCCGCUACGAGCCCAUCGACUGGACGCCGGAGAAGGGCUAUUCCCGCAAGUUGCCCGAGUUCUACUAUCCGCGCACCUCGGGCGGCACUGGCAUCCGGAUGGGUCUCACCGUGGUGCUGAACGCCUCCAUAGCGGAGUACUACUGCACCAAGUCUAUGAGUGUGGGCUUUAAGGUGCUCGUCCACAAUCCCGCCGAACUGCCGAAGGUGAGCAACUACGGUUUCGUGGUGACCGCUGGACGAGAAGCCCGGAUACCCAUUGAGCCCGUCUACGAGGACGCCCUGCCCACCAUACGGUCCAUCAAGAAGACGGUGCGCCGCUGUCUCUUCUCGGACGAGAACGAUUUGGCCUACUACCGAACGUACUCGCGCAAGAACUGCGAGUUGGAGUGCGAGGCCAAGUUGCUGCUCCGCGAGUGCAGCUGUGUGCUGUACUACUUGCCCCGAAUCGAUCCUGCGGCCAGGGUGUGCGGACCCAAUGACAACCAGUGCACGGAUCGGGUCCAAACGGAGAUCGAGUCCUCGCUGACGAACCUAUCCUGCGAAAGCUGUUGGCCAGGUUGCUUUGAGCUCACCUACAAGGCCACCCUCUCCACGGCAUCGAUCGUGUCGGAUCCCCGAUUUCAGGCCGGAGAGAACCUGCCCGACUAUAUCUUCCACGGACCCUAUAGCAAUGCCAGCGAAAUCUCCAUUCUGCACUUCUACUACACGACCAAUACAUUCCGCAGUACCACCAAGUCUGAAAUGUUUGGCUUCACCGAGUUUUUGUCCAAUACUGGCGGACUUUUGGGACUCUUCAUGGGAUUCAGCAUCUUUUCGGUGAUCGAGGUGUUCUUCUACAUCACAGUCCGUCCGUACUGCGCCUCCCGAACUCUCCGGCAGCGCCACAAACGUCGCCUGGAGCAGCUCCGCUGGCUGACUCCCGUCCGGAUGCCCGUCCGUAGGAUUCUUCGUCGGAAUCGUGGCGCUCUCUCCCGGAAUCCGCCGCCGCCGCCCGCCUACAGUGAUCUGCAGAAAAGCCGCGGGAAACCGGAAAAGUCGGAGCCGAGAAAGCGGAGACUCUGGCAGACGCUGCAAGUUCGGCCAGUGGAUCGGGUGGAUGUUGAACCCCCUGUCUAUCCGUACCUGGACUAAGUUUGUGUGGAGUGGCAUGCACAACGAAAAAUGCCCGCACUCUUUUUUUACAAAACAAUAAACUUA
Drosophila gunungcola (fruit fly) is the source of this 2108-nucleotide messenger RNA. It is a transcript of the gene ppk28, whose product is annotated as pickpocket protein 28. The record is from RefSeq and is a predicted model, not a curated record. Bases 123 to 2042 code for a protein of 639 amino acids. NCBI's taxonomy places the organism in Eukaryota, Metazoa, Arthropoda, Insecta, Diptera, Drosophilidae. Gene Ontology annotation, biological process: sodium ion transmembrane transport. The transcript has 5 exons. Gene Ontology annotation, cellular component: membrane. Gene Ontology annotation, molecular function: ligand-gated sodium channel activity.